Molecule: messenger RNA, 1491 nt
Organism: Terrapene triunguis (Three-toed box turtle)
Lineage: Eukaryota; Metazoa; Chordata; Testudines; Emydidae
Gene: CHRNA3
Product: cholinergic receptor nicotinic alpha 3 subunit
Exons: 6
Coding region: 1-1491 (496 amino acids)
Biological process (GO): regulation of membrane potential; chemical synaptic transmission; nervous system process
Cellular component (GO): postsynaptic membrane; synapse; neuron projection
Molecular function (GO): transmembrane signaling receptor activity; acetylcholine-gated monoatomic cation-selective channel activity
Source: RefSeq, a predicted model, not a curated record
AUGGGGAGCACAUUCGCUCUAUUUCUAGCUGCUGCUGUUUUCUUAUUCUUUAAAGGUUGCAGUUGUUCAGAAGCGGAGCACAGGCUGUUUGCAGCCUUGUUUGCCAACUACAAUCAGUUUAUCAGACCAGUGGCGAACGUGUCAGACGCUGCCAUCAUUCAGUUUGAGGUAUCCAUGUCACAGCUAGUGAAGGUGGAUGAAGUGAACCAGAUAAUGGAGACCAACUUGUGGCUGAAACAUAUCUGGAACGAUUACAAACUUAAGUGGAAUCCAGAGGAAUAUGGAGGUGCUGAGUUUAUUCGAGUCCCAUCUGAUAGGAUCUGGAAGCCAGACAUUGUCUUAUAUAACAAUGCAGUUGGGGACUUCCAAGUUGAUGACAAGACAAAGGCCUUAUUGAAAUACACAGGAGAAGUGACCUGGAUACCUCCAGCUAUUUUUAAAAGUUCAUGUAAAAUAGAUGUAACCUACUUUCCAUUUGACUACCAAAACUGCACCAUGAAGUUUGGUUCCUGGUCUUACGAUAAAGCUAAAAUUGACUUAGUUUUAAUUGGCUCUACAAUGAACCUCAAAGACUACUGGGAGAGUGGAGAAUGGGCUAUUAUUAAAGCUCCUGGAUAUAAACAUGACAUUAAGUACAACUGUUGUGAAGAGAUAUAUCCAGAUAUCACCUAUUCUCUUUAUAUUAGGCGCCUGCCUUUAUUUUAUACCAUCAACAUGAUUAUCCCAUGUCUGUUGAUUUCUUUCUUAACUGUUUUGGUGUUCUACUUGCCUUCAGACUGUGGUGAGAAGGUGACACUAUGCAUAUCAGUCCUUUUAUCCUUAACUGUAUUUCUCCUAGUGAUCACAGAGACCAUCCCUUCUACCUCUUUGGUAAUCCCACUUAUUGGAGAAUACCUCCUCUUCACCAUGAUAUUUGUAACUCUUUCCAUUGUCAUUACUGUGUUUGUACUUAAUGUACACUAUAGAACACCGAAGACACACACAAUGCCUGAGUGGGUGAAGACCAUUUUCUUGAACUUACUUCCCAAGAUCAUGUUUAUGACCAGGCCUGCCAGUGAUGAAGAGAAUAAUCAGAAGCCAAAGCCACUUUACAGUGCUGAGCUCUCAGACUUAAAUUGCUUCAGCAGCUCUGAAGCCAAAUGCUGCAAAGAUGGCUUUAUAUGUCAAGAUAUAACAUGCAGCUGUUGUCAGUAUCAACGAAUAAAGUUUUCUGACUUCAGUGGCAAUCUUACAAGGAGUACAAGCUAUGACUCGGUAGAUGCUCUGCUUUCGUUUUCAGUUUUGUCACCAGAAAUGAGAGAUGCCAUUGAAAGUGUCAAAUACAUUGCAGAGAAUAUGAAAAUGCAGAAUGAAGCCAAAGAGAUUCAGGAUGACUGGAAGUAUGUUGCCAUGGUAAUUGAUCGCAUUUUUCUGUGGGUUUUUAUUCUGGUAUGUAUUCUAGGAACAGCGGGAUUGUUCUUACAACCAUUGAUGGCUGGAGAUGAAAUGUAG